Molecule: messenger RNA, 3672 nt
Organism: Rhipicephalus microplus (southern cattle tick)
Lineage: Eukaryota; Metazoa; Arthropoda; Arachnida; Ixodida; Ixodidae
Gene: PIG-O
Product: phosphatidylinositol glycan anchor biosynthesis class O
Biological process (GO): GPI anchor biosynthetic process
Cellular component (GO): endoplasmic reticulum membrane
Molecular function (GO): mannose-ethanolamine phosphotransferase activity
Source: RefSeq, a predicted model, not a curated record
UUUGAAUGGUUUCUGAUCGCAUGCUUCGCGACCACCGCUGUAAUUAUGCUGCUUCUAGCAUCGUCACUGCAUCUUGGCAAGAGAUCUGCCGCAUCUAGAUGUGCUGCAAUGGCUGCUGUCGGAAAGUGCUAAACCGUUCAGUGCAGGACUCUAACAGAGAUUGUCCGCCGUAGCUCUUGCGGUGAUCGUACGUUCGCGUGUCCUUCAUUAUACUGGUGACCGCUCGCAUCGCAUUCGCUGUAUGGUACAAAGAUGUACCGCUCGGUAUUAUUGACAGUUGCCUUAGGCAUUGCUGUAUGUGGUGUCUGCCUGUUUUGUUGCGGCUUCCUGCUACAGAGGCAAGCUAUCGAAAAGCACAGUGAAUGCUCCGACAUCGCGGGCUUCUACCGAUCCACCAACAAAUCCACGGCUGCUCUACCCAGCCCACGGUGCUGGUAUCCGGCGAAAUUUAAAAAAGUCGUAAUUUUGCUAAUAGACGCCUUGAAGUUGGAGUUUGCUCAGUAUGGACCCCCGUGGGAUGAAAACGAGCAUUAUCGGAACAAGAUGCCGGUUUUCUCAGAGUUGUCUGCUAGUACUGGCGCUCAGCGCACUGUGUUGCUCAAGUUUGUCGCGGACGCUCCGACUACAACAGUGCAGAGGUUGAAGGCAUUGAUGACUGGAGGACUACCGACUUUUAUUGACGCUGGUACUAAUUUUUAUCAGAGUGAGGUGCGGGAAGACAAUUUGAUCAAUCAGAUGUUCAAGAUGGGCAAGAAGGUUGUGUUCAUGGGCGACGACGCCUGGGUCAACCUUUUCCCUGGCAAAUUCGCCCGUGCGUACGCGUACCCCUCAUUUGUUGUAAAGGAUUUACACACAGUCGACAGUGCUGUGCUACAACACCUUUAUCCAGAGCUGGACAAUCCAAAUAGAUGGGAUGUUCUGGUGGCCCACUUCCUCGGCGUUGACCACUGUGGUCAUUGGCUUGGCCGUAAUCAUCCAGCCAUGGCUGCCAAGCUCACUCAACUUGACCAGGCGAUAAGAUCAGUGGUUUCCAAAAUCACUGACGACACACUGCUCCUGGUGAUGAGUGAUCACGGAAUGACCAUUGAUGGUGACCAUGGGGGAGAAACAGAAGAUGAAGUAGAAGCAGUCUUGUUUCUUCAUGCCAAGAAACCUUUUCUGUCACCCCUGAACAACGAAGGUUCGGUGAGAGAAAUUUCACAUCCACCUUCCAUAGCCCAGGUGGAUCUUGUGCCUACUUUAGCAAUGCUAUUUGAUGUGCCCAUUCCAUAUUCCAACCUCGGCGCUCUACUGCUAAAAGCUUUUCCGGGCAUUGACGGGGACCACGCUGACCCAGGGCAGCUGCUUCCACUUUGGCUGAAUGUUCAACAGGUUGCACGUUACUUGGACAAGGUUCCUAACACCCCCUUGCAUCCGGAACUGAGGAUGCAGAAGCUGCAACAGCUGUGGGACCAAUGUCUUCAUAGACAAGGAAGUGUUGAAGCAGCCAGGAAUUUCAUUAAUGCCUCUGUGGCGUUCCUGCAGGAUGCAAGACAUGCAGCCCGGGAGGUCUGGGCCACAUUCGACAUCCCUCGUAUGUAUACUGGCCUAGCAAUGGCUGUACUUGGAACACUUUUGCUGCUAUGCUGCUGCUGUUAUCAGCUUGGAGAAGGAAGUGCAUCGGAUGUACUGAAGAGUCCUACAAGUGUUUGUGCUGUUUUUUGGCUCCUUAUGCCAUUCUCUAACAGCUUUUCUGUAGCUGAAAACAAGGUGUCUUUAUACCUCUUUCAAACAUUGCUGGCUGCAUCCAUCUUUUGCAAGGGCCCCAUCACAUUGAGCACUAGUCGGGGUUGUGCCUUGAUUUUCUGCCUGGUGAGCAUACUGACAGCUACAAGGCUUUCAGCACUGUUCUGGCGCUGCCGGGAAGAGCACCUGGGUCAGCCAUGUGAGGAGAGCCUGCUACAAAAAAACCCCUCCGACCCGGAGUCGUGGGGCCUUGAGCGAGUUUUGGUUGCAAGUGGCUGUGCCUUACUGCUCACUUGGUGUGCUUGGCCACCACGGUCUUCCAAUGGCCUUGCUGGUGCUUUGACAAGGGUGGGCCUAAUGGUUGCUACUGGUGCUUUGCUGGCACACUGGUUUGUUCAGCUCAAGCCACCUGCCACCAUCCAGAAUGUGCUCGGCUCUCACCAGGAGCUGCUUCCAAACACAGCCAUGCUAGUCAGCAUAGCUUUGGCAUUACUUGGUUGGGCCAUGCCCUGCUCACCUAUGGGCAUUGUGAGCCUGCUGCCUGCAUCUGCUUUGCUGUUCCUUUUGACGCUGGCUGGUGAAAGUUAUGCCGUGCCACUUUGCAUGAUGGUUGCUGCCCUGUGGGGACUUUCACACCUGUGGUGUUCAUGGCCUUCGACAGACCUGUGGGGACCUUUGCUGUGCUGGUUGCUGAUUGGCCAGUUGGGAUUCUUUAGCACAGGCCAUCAGGCAAGCUUUUCAACAAUCCAUUGGAAAGCAGCAUUUGUGGGAGCACCCAUCGACCGGUCACCCAUGAUCCUUGGUGCUAUAAAAGUGCUGUUGAACACUUUUGCUGGCCCAUUGGUGGCAGGUGCCAGCCUCCCCCUUCUGCAACACAGCUUUCACACACAAGGCGUGUCUUCUACCAAGAAACAGAUUAUGCCAUUUGUCGCUUACUGCGCACUGCUUCUCCUACAGGUUUGCAGCACAAUGGCAUCAUGCUUGCUUCUGCGGCGUCACCUAAUGGUGUGGACUAUAUUUGCCCCACGGCUUGUUUUUCAAGUGCUGUCAGCAUUCUUCGGCAUUGUUGCAGUGUUCAUUGGUUGGGUGUCAUCACAAAGGAUAGUGUCAAGAGCAGAAGUUUUUCAUAUAGAUUGAUCGGUUUCAUUAGUGAAGAUGUGCUAGACCUUAAAUAUUGACUCAACAGCAGAUUGUCAUGCCUUCAUAAAAAAGUCUUAGGUUUGAGAAGUGAGCAACAGUGUAACUUGUCGCAGUGUUGUUAAGUCGGUGCUUGUGCAUAGGGAUGGAAAGUCACAUGAAGCACUCAUGUUGCACAAUUUCUCUAAGGUUCAGCACCGUGACAAACCUCAUCUUUAGGAUGAUACUUCACAUCUGUACAGACACUUCAUGACACAUUCCAAUGAGAGUUACAAUAAUGCCCAUAUUUCACGUUUCUUUUUUCAGCUAAGUAAUCUCACUGCCUCAGUGUUCCUUUCAGAUGGACUAGUCAGUGAUGUGUAGGGCAAGGUUCUGUUGAAUCGGACAAGUCUUUUGCUAUAUUUAGGGGUUAAUGUUGCCCGUCUGCCGCCAGAUUUGGCAGAUAAAUUUGCCCCUGCAGCUGUGCCUUUCCCGUGAAGGCUCUGUGUCGUCCACGGUACAUUUUGUGAGUGCCUGUGCGACGUCAGUCAAUAAACAGAAUGACGCGUUCCAGAAGUCAGGGCAUGUGUGCAGCUGUGCAAUUAAGAGGUCGGACUUGAUCGUGUCUCAGAAUUAUGGUAUCUGCGCAUAACGACGCGUAGGAGUACAUGCUCAAGGAGAACUAAACUUGUGCACCGCGUUUUAAUACAUCGAACACACCGAAGCAUAGAAUACGCCAGGCAGGCUGUUUUAUAGCCGCUGCUGGAGCGAAGCGCGAUUCGCGCAUCCAGCCUUGGCACUUUUAAUCUGCAUUAGGACUUUUGAAAGAAA